This is a messenger RNA of Paramecium sonneborni, 996 nucleotides long. Lineage: Eukaryota; Ciliophora; Oligohymenophorea; Peniculida; Parameciidae. The record is from the annotation of a GenBank genome assembly.
AUGCUAGUUAAUAUAUAAAAUUUUAAAGAAGAAUAUGAAGAAUCUAAUAUUAGAAUAAAAUAAUUUAGUUAUGAAAUUUUAGAAUCAAUACCCAUAUUUAAAUUGUAAUGCAACUCAUUAGCAUUUGAUAAUUCAUCAACUUUAAUUAUCGCUGGUUUUAAGCAUAUUCUUAAGAUAUUUACAUUUAAUAGUGAAAAAUUGGCAUUAAUUCCUUUUUAAAAUAUUUAUAAUUCAACAAUAACAUGUUUAGAGGGUUUAAAAUAAUAUAAUUUAUUUUUCUUUGCAUUUUCAAGUGGUUAAUUUUAAUUAUCUAGUAAUGUAGGUCUUAAUAAUGGAAAAUAUAUUUAAAAAUUAAAAAAUCAUUCAUAUCCAAUCUAUUACUUAAAAUAAAGCAACAAUUCAGAAUCUAUUAUAUCAUGUGAUGAUUGGAAAGUUUCGUUUUGGAUAAAAAGGGAUUUAUGGUAAUAAAUAUAUAUUUAUACAAAUAAUACAAGAAUUUGUGCAAUAAGCUUUAAUGAAAUAGGAGAUAAACUAAUUUUAUCAGAUUAUAACAAGAAUAUAUUCACAUUUAUAAAAAGGGGAAUAUAAUGGAUAAAGCUCUAAAGUAUUUCAUUAGGAACAAGAGGCUAAGGAAUAUGCUUUAUUGGAAAUCAAUCUUUUAUAGUUUAGCCAGAAUUUAAAACAUUAUAUUUGUACAAAUUUAUUGAUGAAAAAUAAGGCUUCAUAAAACAAAGGGAACUAAAAAUUAAAACUUAUGGCAACUGGGGAUCUAGAAAAUUCAAACAAACAUUCAUUUAAGAUAAGAAGAUACUUAUAAAUAAGGAUGAAACAUCAUUAAAUUUUCUUUAAAUAUCAGAUCAACUAGGAGUGGUGAAUGAAUUUUAGAUCUAAUUUUAUGAUUCCUCUGCAUAAAGCACUCUAAAUAAAAAUGGAUCAUAUUUAAUUACAUGGGAUAAUUAUACAAAAUGCUUAAAAAUGUAUAAGUACUAAAACUGA